Messenger RNA from Centropristis striata (black sea bass), 2395 nucleotides. RefSeq names its product endothelial cell adhesion molecule a (gene esama). Lineage: Eukaryota; Metazoa; Chordata; Actinopteri; Perciformes; Serranidae. Bases 447 to 1811 code for a protein of 454 amino acids. Gene Ontology annotation, biological process: homophilic cell-cell adhesion. The record is from RefSeq and is a predicted model, not a curated record. Gene Ontology annotation, molecular function: cell-cell adhesion mediator activity. The transcript is spliced from 7 exons. Gene Ontology annotation, cellular component: adherens junction; plasma membrane.
UGGUGCCAGGAAAGGUGGACGGCUCUCCGGCUCUGGUGUCUCAGUCGCCGCUCCGCAGCUCUCUUUCUGCAUGACAAAGGACGACAACUUGCAGAGUUGCUCGCUGCCGACUCGUCCAGGAGGGAAUUAGAUGCAACCGAGCGUUAAGAACAAGAGCCGACCAAGACCUUCACUGUCGGAGGUGCUGAUUCAAUUUACACUUUUAUUUUCCACCUCACCGCAAAGUCAGAAAAGAGGAUUCCUGCAGGCUGCGGGAUAAGACGGCUCCCACAGAUCCUCCUCACCCCAAGUGUCCUUUACCUUCAUAACGCGUCUCUGCUGGGAGGCUGAAGGGAAACCACUUGACAGACUUGAAGAGCUUUGCCUGAGGCGAGACAGAGCUCAUAUAUAGAGCCGGGAGAGGGACGUUAACACAGCGAGGAGGGGAAACUGUGGCAGCAUCAACCAUGGAGGUCUGCACUACUUCGAGGAAACUUACUUUGCUCUCCUUUACCUUCCUGUGCGGGCUGGCAGGCAUACUGGCCCAGCUGGAGAUGCCCCAGCUCAGUAUGAAUGUGGUCAAGGGUCAGACGGUGGUGCUGAGGGCCUUGUACAACACAGGCAGCGACCCCAGCGCCAACACCAUCAUCUGGAACUUCGUCACCAACAAAACCAGCACCAAGCUGGUCAUCUCCCACACCAAAGGCUUCGACAAGGAGGGCGACGUCCAGUUUCGGGGCCGCGUUCAGUUCGCCACCAGGCAGCCGUCACGAGACCUGUCGCUGCGCCUCAACGACACCGAGGAGGCGGACUCGGGACGCUACGUCUGCCAGGUCAUCAGUCCUGAUGACGGGGGUCACACUGCUGAGGUCAGACUGGAGGUGAAAGUCCCUCCUGCGGUUCCUAAGUGCUCGAUGUCGGGGAAGCCCGUCCUGAAGGGAAACGUGACUCUGAGCUGCUCAUCCAGCUCUGGGAAGCCCACUCCUCUGUACAAGUGGAAGAAGACCAGCCCCACCAAUGAGGUCUUCUUCUCACCCAUGCUCAAUGAGAAGUUGGGCACUCUGACGCUGAACAACCUGAGCAGGAACAUGUCGGGGAAGUACGUGUGCACCGCCAGCAACUCAGCUGGAUCAGAGACCUGCCUCAUCAGCCUGGACAUCGUCACCUCCAAUAACGUGGGGAUGAUUGUUGGUGCCGUAGUGGGCCCGGUGCUGGGCGUCCUCUUCCUCCUCUGCAUCGGGUAUUUCCUGCUGAAGAGACAAAGAUACAGUGAAGAUGACAUGGCCAACGAAAUCAAAGAGGACGCUCAGGCUCCCAAACGUGUGUCCUGGGCGAAGAGCGGCAUGGGUUCAGACAUCAUCUCCAAGAACGGCACCAUGUCCUCCAUCGGCUCCAGCCCGCACCACAAAGAGCCCUCCCACCACCACCACAACAACCACCACCACCACCUGCAGCAGUACCCCCAGCGCCCCCCUUCAGACACCGCCUCCAUCAUCACCGCCACGGGCAGCAUGGCGGGCUACCGCCCCUCGUCCCGCCACCACGGCGCCUCCACCCCAACCCACUUCAGCUACAACAACAACACCACCCUGCCCCGCGGACAGACCGUCUCCUCUGAGGACAGCGUCAACGGGAGCUCCCUCCCCAGACCGGAGCGCUACACCCAGCUGCCCCAGGCUCAGGUGCUGCCCCAGACCUACAGCCAGCCUCACAAGGCCGCCCCCAUCCCGCCACCACUGCCCACCUCCACCAUCACGGCCUCCAACAUCGCCCGCAUGGGAGGGGUGCCUAUCAUGGUGCCUGCACAGAACCAGGCCGGAUCUCUGGUCUAACGCCUGGUAAAACAGUGAAAAACACUGAAAUAAUGACCCUUUACACUCUCAGAAAGGUUCAGCUGAUGGUUUUUUUUAAAAGGGAACGCUUUAACUACUAUUUAGCAAUGAAUUAAAGUAGACGAAAAGAUCAAAUUCACUUAUUGGCGCUUGCUUUUAUUGGCGCCAAGAAGCUUUCAUGGCGAGACUCUCAGACACAGACUGUUUACUUGCUUUAAGUAUACUCAAGUCUUUUAUAUUCUGUAUGCACUGUAUAGCCUACAUUGCAAAUUAUGUAUAGAUAUGAUUUUCAUACAUUUGUCCAGUAUCCUCUUUUCUACUUUAUCAAUGCAUUUCUCAUAUUAUAUUUUAUUUGUUGCAUUUUUUUAUUUUUAAAUUUAGCUUUUAGCCCUUUGAUGCACAACGUGGGUCAAAAAUGACACGCAUUGAUUUCCCAUGUUAUUUAAAGCUGGCUGUGUGUUUCUGUGCUCUAUCUUUUAAUAUCAACUUAUUUUAUGAUUGAAUAUUCCAAGUAUUCUUUAAAUGUCUUGUUUUUGAUAAGAAUAGAUCAUUAUUUCCAUCUUGCUUCUCAUACUUUAUGAAGA